Molecule: messenger RNA, 1728 nt
Organism: Heteronotia binoei (common prickly gecko)
Lineage: Eukaryota; Metazoa; Chordata; Lepidosauria; Squamata; Gekkonidae
Product: prolactin-releasing peptide receptor-like
Exons: 2
Coding region: 1-1728 (575 amino acids)
Biological process (GO): G protein-coupled receptor signaling pathway
Cellular component (GO): neuron projection; plasma membrane
Molecular function (GO): neuropeptide binding; neuropeptide Y receptor activity
Source: RefSeq, a predicted model, not a curated record
AUGUCCCCGAGAAGACGCUACUACACCUCGAGGUCUCCAUCAAUGGAUUCCCAUCAAUGCUGCGGUUACCACCACGCUCGGUACCGUGCAGAUCACCACAGGAACCAAUCCAAGGAAGCAACUCCCGUCCAACGGAGUAAGCAGCCAACGAAACAGCCAUCUCCGACUCCUUCCACUUCGACCUCUAAACCUAAGAACGCGAGUCCAACCAGACCGGACCCGCAAGCACCCGAACCUGACAACUCCGAUGUCGAAUCCGACGCGUCAUCGGACUCGAUGCAAUCAAUGUCCUCUCCUGGAUCCCCAGCUUCAGAUAUUGCAAAGCCUGCAGAUUUGUCACCAUCCGACGGAGCCAAAACAUAUCUGGACUUGGUUGCAAACAUGGCUUCUGCUCUUAAUGUAAAGCUGACAUCGGACGCGCCCAAGGUCACGGAUGUAGUUCACGAUUUAGUCCAUUCGGACCUACCUGCCGGUUCCUUUCUGCCAAUGCUUCCGGUGCAUCUAGAUGCCAUUAAAGAAGCCUGGGACAAGCCGGCAUCUAUUCCUCCCACGUCAAAGCGCAUCGAAUCCCUAUACAAGAUCCAAGCUACGGAGUCGAAGUUUCUUUUCAGUCACCCGGCUCCGAACUCGAUGAUAGUCCACUCUUCCUCCAAAUCGAAGCAGACUCGUCAUCCUGCAGAUCUGAUGGAGCUCAACCACAGCCUUCCAAGGAACUGGAGCAUCCCUGCAGACCCUUUUGUCGGGCUUCAGCUGCUGCUGCGGUUCAAACUGCUCUUUGUACCUCUCUACUGCCUCCUGGUGGUCGUGGCAUGCCUGGGCAACUCCUUCUUGGUGCUCUGCAUCGUGGCCGACCACAAGCUCCACAACGCCACCAACUUCUUCUUGGGCAACCUCUCGGUGGGCGACCUUCUCAUGUGCCUGGCCUGCGUGCCCCUGACCGUCUCCUACGCUUUUGAGCAUCGUGGCUGGCUCUUUGGGCCCACCAUGUGCCAUGCCGUGGUCCUCUUACAGGCAGCCACGGUCUACGUCUCGGUCCUUUCACUCACCGCCAUUGCAGUGGACCGCUACGUGGUCGUCGCCUACCCGGUGCGGCGGCGCAUGGCUCUGCGCUACUGCAGGCUGGUGGUGGCUGCCAUCUGGGUGGCCUCUCUGGCCCUGGCAGUGCCGCCUGCCCUGCACUCGACCUACCUGGACCUCAGCAGCAUCGGGCAUGAGCUCUUCAUCUGUGAGGAACUCUGGGAUCAGAUGGAGACCCAGCGGUUGGUCUAUUCGUGUGCUAUGCUCUUCAUCAGCUACAUGGUCCCCCUCUUGGCUGUUACCGUCUCCUACUGCUCCAUCUUGGCCCACCUCCGUCGCCGGGGGAUCCCUGACUUGGCCAGCUCCAACCAGAGUCAGUGGAACAGGCAGAAACGCAAGACCUUCAUCCUGCUGGUCGUCUCUGUCCUGACCUUUGCCUUCUGCUGGAUGCCCCUUCAAGUCCUCAAUUUGGUUCGAGAUUUGGAUCCCAAUUUCGCCAUUCUGAGCAAGAGGUACAUCAAUGUGGCCCAGGUCUCCUGCCACUUUGUGGCCAUGACCUCAGCUUGCUACAACCCUUUCAUCUACGCCUCCCUCCAUCGCAAGUUCAGGGCCCACUUGCGCAGCUAUUUCUGCCGUGGGAAGGACGGACGAGGCGAGUCGGUCCAUGCCGAUUCGUGCAAUGCCCGUGUCCGUGGCACAACUGCAGUGUGA